UCAGAAAUUGUAACUCAUUUGUAAAUUAACAGCCUUAAGAUCAGUUGAACUAUUCCAUCAAAAUGUCGGUAUCGGAUCUAAUAAGUGCUUUCGAUGCUAUUCCAAAGCUUUCCACGGUUGUCCCCGAAAUUAAUCCAAUUUUUCUGGAUGCACCUGUCUGGUUAACAGAAAACUAUAUACAGGAUGCUUUGCGGAAUUUCUACGAUGAUCAGAAGUUGACGAUUACCGCCUUGGAUGGACGCCCGGCAUUGGGACGGGGUGAAAAUUAUGGCGGAGUUUUAACGCGACUCAAGGCGGAGUUUACGAGGGGUGAUGGCAGAUCGCAGAACGGCUAUUAUAUAAUAAAAACCUCAUUUGAAAGCGAUGAGUUUUCACGAAAAACCAUGGAACCAUACGAUAUAUUCAAUCGGGAAAUGUCCAUUUAUGAACAAAUCCUGCCGAAACUCAACUCGCUGCUUUUAGAAAUAGACGAUGAGGAACAAAUCUUUGCUGAAACAAUGGCCGUCGACUACGAUCGCUCUGCGCUGAUCUUCGAAGAUCUCAAUGUUCGUGGCUUCAUAAUGCCAGAUCGUCUGAAAGGCUUAGAUCUGAAGUUAGCCCGUCUGGUACUUCGCAAGUUGGCCAAGAUGCAUGCAACGUCGGCAGUGCUCAAUGAGCGAGAGUGUGGCACACUGGAGACCUACGAUCGUGGCAUGUUUAACCGACACACUGAUAACUAUGCGCCUUGUUUUCUGGGCAUGAUUGAGGCAGCCAGCAAACGUGUCUCUCAAUGGCCGGGAUAUGAGCAAUAUGCCGAGAAACUGAAAGCACUUAUUCCCGUCUACAUGGAGUUGGGAAAGCGCGUCUUUGAUGUCAGUCCGGGUGUUAAUGUCUUGGCUCACGGAGAUCUCUGGACUAACAAUGUGCUUGUUAAGUACGAUAAAGUCACAGGAGAGGCAGAGGAUGCCAUUAUUAUUGAUUUUCAGUAUGCUGCCUGGGGAUCACCGGCAAUUGAUCUGUUCUACUUUCUAAAUUCCUCACUGCAAUUGGAUUUCCAUUUGCAUCAUCAGGAAGAACUCAUCCAGCACUACUUUGAGAUAUUCUCUGAUACGCUCAGAAAAUUGCGCUAUAAGGCUCGGAUUCCUAGCCUCCACAACUUUCACUUGGAACUGAAACGAAAGUCUUUUUAUGCUAUGCACACCAGCAUAAACAUCUUUGCCAUCCAGCGAAAUGUGGAAACUGAUGAUGCGGAUUUUAAUGCUUUAAUGCAGACCAAUCAACGUGCUAUUAACUUUAAGAAUUGCUGCUAUAACAAUCCAGUUACACAAAGAGUUCUACGAGAACUAUUACCAGUCUAUAACAACGAGGGAUUGCUCGAUACAGAUCAGUAAACUUUUAAGGAUUUGGUCUUUGUGAUAUUUCAAUAUUCCCUGUAUAUAGUUAUCAUAGCUUCUUAGUUAUACCUACAAGUCAUGUAAAUACUUAACCAACUUUAAAUUCAAUUUAUAAUAUUAUAAUAAAUUGUUAUUAUUAUUA
Drosophila innubila is the source of this 1515-nucleotide messenger RNA. RefSeq lists its product as uncharacterized. The transcript has 2 exons. Bases 63 to 1370 code for a protein of 435 amino acids. Lineage: Eukaryota; Metazoa; Arthropoda; Insecta; Diptera; Drosophilidae. The record is from RefSeq and is a predicted model, not a curated record.